Messenger RNA from Anas platyrhynchos (mallard), 3181 nucleotides. RefSeq names its product biogenesis of lysosomal organelles complex 1 subunit 6 (gene BLOC1S6). The record is from RefSeq and is a predicted model, not a curated record. Gene Ontology annotation, cellular component: BLOC-1 complex; transport vesicle. NCBI's taxonomy places the organism in Eukaryota, Metazoa, Chordata, Aves, Anseriformes, Anatidae. Gene Ontology annotation, biological process: intracellular transport.
CUCUAGCCCAGCGCGGCUGCGGAGACUCUAUGGUGCGGCCUUUGUAGGCGGGCGGAGCUGUGCAGACUCUAUGGUGCGGCAGCCAUGAGCGGCGCGGGGUGGCCCCGGGAGGAGGCGGCGGUGGCGGCCGCCGGCGGCCCCGAGCGGCCGCUGGGUUCCAGUGAUGCAUCUCCAGAUGAAGGAGUAGUAGAAGAUCUGCCUAUAAUAGAUGAGAAAGCUGUGGAGCAGUUAACUGAAGGAUUGAUUUCUCAUUAUUUGCCUGAUCUUCAGCGAUCAAAAUCAGCUCUACAUGAACUUACACAGAACCAAGUAGUAUUACUAGAAACAUUAGAACAAGAAAUUACAAAAUUCAAAGAAUGUAACUACAUUCUUGAUGUCGAUGCCUUGUUUUCAGAAGCUAAACACUAUCACAGCAAGUUAGUGAGUAUUAGAAACGAAAUGAUGAUGCUCCAUGAGAAGACAUCCAAGUUAAAAAAAAGAGCACUUAAGCUGCAACAAAAGAGGCAGAAAGAAGAACUAGAACAAGAACAACAACGUGAGAAGGAACUUGAAAGAGAGAAGCAAUUAACAGCAAAACCUGCUAGGAGGACAUGAAAGCAGAACAUGCAAUAACUUGUACAAAUUAAUCAUUUUUGCAUUCUCUGGAAUGAAGGCAGACUUUGAUUGGGCUAUAGUUAUUACUAGCAACAGUCUACUCUGCUAUUAUAAAUUCCGGAAUGUUCAUAAUCAGUUAGAAAGAUUGACAUUUUUCAUUUCAGCCAUUCAAGUUGCCUUCUUUUGUAAUGCUAUGCAGUUUGAUACUAUUAUAAUGUAAGUUCUUUUUUUUUUAAAUAUAUAUAUAUAUAUCUUAUAUAUAUAUAUGUAUGUAUAUAUAUAUAUAUGUAUAUAUAUAUGUAUAUAUAUAGGAGAACCUAAUAAUCACAGUUCUUUGAAUACCUCUAACUUUUCCAUCUGUUCUUUUGGUACUGAGAACUCUUAAGAGUUGUUUGGUGUCUGGCAUCCAUGAUUUUCAGACAAAAUACAGAACAGUAGUUGUUAAAGUUCAGUUCUGGUCCCCAGACUGAGAGCCUGACUGUUUCACUGAAACUGCUUUGAUUCAGGAAAUUGUGGUCUCCUUUCAAUGCCACGGAUCUGAUGAGAUUUCUGGUGUAUUUGCCUGAAAGAUCACCUUACUGAAGCAGCUUUUUUUUUAUGUUGUUGUCAGGUAACUUAAGAACCGCUUCAAAGUAACUUUUGAAUCACUUUACAGCUGAAUGAGUUGGGGAGCAAUCAUUAAAAAAGUAAAAAUAAAUAAAUAAAUAAAAAGCAGAACACAAGAUUCUCAGAAUUGAUGUGUGCACAAUACAAACAUUAUUGACUGUGAGCUUCUACAAAGAUGCGUGAGCUGUUGCUUCUGUAAUGGUUCAACAGGAAGACUCUGGUCUGGGCAGAUUUCUAUAGGACUGAAAGUUGUAGUUUCUUCACGUUGUGUAACUAAUUGAAGCAUAACCAAAACUAAACAGCUUCUAGUUCGUGUGAAAUGUAUUUGUCUGUAGGAAAAACUACUGCAUUUAACUUUUUUCCUAAACAAAUUAUUCAUGUGUGCUUCGGGUCUCUGUGAGAUAAUCUGUGUGAGGGCAGCAUAACAAACUAUUAUUAGUGAAUACUGAUGAUAAAUGUUGUAUGGAGGUUGAUAUCCAUUUCUGUGAGUUUAGUUACUUGCAGCACCUGGUGUGAGUUCCCAUUUAGACUGGCAAAAGAGCUUUAAACCGUUCGGUCCUACAGUCUAAGAAACUAGUUGUGUUGUGUCUGCUAUUUUUUGGUAAUGUAAAUGCCAUGUAUUGAAGUAAGACAAAGGGUAGGCUGUGUGAAACUUUCCAUGAAACACGUAUGGUAAGGCGCCAGAGGGGUGCCUUGUUUUUUAUUUUUCUUCAGUUUUAGUUGAUUUACAUGUUGUAUAUAUGCCGGGACUCAUAACUUCUGAAGUCCUAAUUUCCCACUGCUAAUAUUCAUCUUUUUCUGUGAAAGACCUACUGUAACAAGUAGUCAUCCAACACAGAAAGUCAACCGCAUUGAUGUGUUGGAGCAAGAACAAAUUCCUUAAAGUAGUCUGAAGGGACAUGAAAUGCUAUUACCGAAGUAGUAAUAGAUUAAAACUUUCCACGCAUGUACUUUCUUUAGGUUGAAUUUGUCUUGUCUUAAUUGCCAGUGGAUUGUUGAUGUAUGCUGUGGUUUAUGUGUAUUUCUAAAAGAAAUGUAAAGAAUUUCUACAGUCCAUUUUUGGAGCAGAAUGUACAUAAAUACUGUUUACAUUUUUUUUUUAUUUUGUAAUGUAACUUCAAAACUAGAUUCUAGGAAUUUAAACUGUUCUUAUUAAAGUAUAAUAUGGAGUUAGAUACCUCAGUGAAGUAUACUAAUCAGAACUAAUUUCCAUUAAUAUUUCUUGUUUUCUGUUGCCUCAUGUAGUAUUCAAUUUACCUUUUCAAGUUGGAGUCUCUGUAUUCUGUUUUUUUUCUUUUUCUUUUUUUUUUUUCUUGUUUCUUUUGGAGGUUUUUUUUUUCAAAAAAAAAAAAUCAUGUCCACUUUUACUGAAAAUGUAGAAUUCUAAGCGUAGAAAUUGAUGCUUUUGCAAUUGCAUGUUUCAGCAUUUCUUUGGAAUUCCUGAUCAAAUGAAGAAAAGCUUGCAAUGCUUGCCUGAGGAAUCACAAACACGUAAAAAUAUAGUUGAUAGUUUUCCCUUAAAAUUGUAUUAAGUUCUGUUCUUGUAUGAAUAAGAAACGUUUAGAGAGAUUUUAUUAAAAUUAAAGGGGGGAAAAACAAAUUGGGGAAAGUUUGGGCAGCUUAUGUAACGUCUUUAUUAAUUCAGCAAACUCUUAAUUAUGUCAGUUAAAGCUAUAAUUUGUUAUCUCCAUUAGAUACCAGUCUUUCAAAUGCUACUUUUAUGUCUUAAUGCGUAAGUAAAUGCCAUGUUGGAUUAAUAUAACCACAGUGUGCUGGCAUCUAAUACAUGUACAGCUAGAUUGAAUAAUCUUAUUACUGUAUGCAUUUAGUCUUGCUUGGCUUUAGGAAAAAAAUGAUUUAUCAGUUAGAUAAAUGUAGUGUUGGACACUUUCUUACUGUUUGUUUUUUUUUUUUAAUCCGGGUGAAGAGUUACAGCUAAAUGUAUUGUUUAGAGAAACAUAAAAUUACAGCUCUAAAACAA